AUGGCAGCUCGAUCACGUCGGCCGCGAGGGCUCUCAGCGAAUCACGUGAAUGAGCAGGAGCGACUUGAGACCAUCAUGACCGACAAGUCGACGUUGUCUUCAGUACGCCUUCUGGGGAAGGAGAACUGGGUCAAGAUGGAGGAGCGUCCCAACUGCUUCUACUGUGCUCGCAAGUUCCGUCCGUUCUCGAUCAAGCGCCACUGUCGCUCGUGUGGUGAGAUUGUGUGCUCCAACUGCUACAGGCGACGAAGAGUGCGUGUGACUCCUACCUUGGAAGUCACAGUGCGUCUGUGUUUCGACUGCAUUGACAAGGCCAUGCUCCUAGCUGAGAGCGAGCACAUCAACGCCAGUGCUCCCCAGGAAGGGAAAAAGACUCAUCGAGACAGUCUACAAACGACAAGUACCAGCACUUCAUUCUGCAGUCGCUUCUCGGACUUUUCUGGCUGCGAUAACUGGAGCGAUGCAGACAGCGAUGUGAGUGAUACGAGCAGUCUCGGCGGAAGUGGCGGACCCACGAUCCCUGUUAGUCAGCGUGGAAGUCGUCGAGGGCAGCCGAUAAUCCCCGCGACGGACAUGAUCGAGUUCCUUCCAGAACACGAACAGUUCGAGAUCUACGAAGCUCGCAGACACGAAAUCCUCACGCAGUUUAAAGUGCUAGACACUGAGCCGGAGAAGGAGUACGAUGCGGUAUGCGAACUCGUCCGACAAGUCCUCGACUGCAACGUGGCUGCGGUGGCAUUUAUGGAUCAGACGCGUCAGUGGUACAAGGCUCGGUAUGGUAUCGCGCAGGGGGAACUGCCACGAGAAAUUGCCUUCUGCUCUCAAGUGUUGCAGACGCCUCUGCCUACGAUCGUCAUGGACGCGACAAAAGACCCUCGAUUUAACCAGAAUCCACUGGUUACAGGCUCAGCCAACAUCCGCUUCUACGCUACGACGCCGAUCUGCGACCCCAGCACUGGAAUCAUCAUCGGCUCAGUGUUUGUUAUGGACCCAAAGCCGAAGCAGAAAUUGCCAGUGCGCGCGAUGGAAGUGUUAUCCUACGCGUCUUCAGCUGCUGAGAAACUGCUGCUAGGCGAAGGCUCUGUGCCUGUCCCUCCUGCCAUGAUGCACAAGCGACACAAACGUCGAGCAUCGAUGCCUUCGUUCCCGGAGAUUCGCGCGGCCUCACUGCAGAGUGUUCCAGAGGAGAUCGAGGACGGGGAUUUCCGCAUUACGCAGCCUCGCUCGAACGCUUCCAGUGUGUCAUCUAACGGCAGUAUGCGCAGUAGCCGCAGAGGCAGUUUGCGUCGUUCGGGGCCGAAAACGCCCGUAAAGCUGACGUCCUCAGCGUCGGCCAAAACUUCCAGCUCGACCAACUCGAAGCUCUGCAUCACUGACCUCGUCUCUGCCGAGCCUGGGAACGUCGCAGCGACUCAACAAGCAGUUCCUGCUCAGCUCCAGCGGCUUGACUCGUCCUGCAUCGAGCUCUUCCACCGCAUCACAUCCACCCAGCAGCUUCUAGCGCAACAACACGAUACGCUAUUGGCGACGUUGACGCAGCACUCGUCGCGUAUCAGCUCCAUCGAACAGACCGUGGACCGCAUUGAAGGCAUCUUGUCUGCUCAGAGAACACAAAGCAUGCCGCAACUUGUCGGCUCCAUACGGCGUCCUGUGGACAUGUAG
Molecule: messenger RNA, 1662 nt
Organism: Phytophthora infestans T30-4
Lineage: Eukaryota; Oomycota; Peronosporomycetes; Peronosporales; Peronosporaceae
Exons: 3
Coding region: 1-1662 (553 amino acids)
Molecular function (GO): protein binding; metal ion binding
Source: RefSeq, a predicted model, not a curated record